AUGUCGGCUGAAAGAUGCAAAGCGUGUAGCAUUUCCCACGCUUGUUUCUUUGAGAUAAUUGAAGGAAUCUAAAGCUAAAAGUUGUGCUUGUUAUUUACGAAUGGGGACAUACCUGUGAAUAUUUUUUUUCGGAUACUGUCAUGAAUUGGACGAUACCAUGUGUUUUGCUGGCGACUGUCAUUUUUGGAUUUUUCGAUUUAUUCGAAGGAACCAGAACGACAACACUUCGUAAGCUGGCAAACCUUGGUGGAGCUCAAACACUGGACUGUCAGCUCAAGUACCCUCGGAACAACCCCAUUCCAUAUAUUAUACAGUGGAAGAAAGAUGGCUUAGCACAACCAAUAUUUAUAAAAUACGAUGGCUACCCUGCCCAAAUACCACAUCAUCAGUAUCGUAAUCGUUUAGCUUUAAAAGAUGAGGUAUCUUUAGAGAUAUCUCAGAUACAAGCUAAUGAUGAAGGGUGGUAUGAGUGUAACACCAUAUUUAUUGAUGGAGCUGAAGAAACAACAGUUAAUGGAUCAUGGAUUUAUCUCACUGUUCACUCACCUCCAAGAAUCACAUCAAGUUCACCAAAAUUAUUACAGCGGCGUCGUGGUGAUAGUAUAGAACUCUUCUGUGAAGGGAAAGGAUCUCCACAACCAACGUUAACAUGGAUGAAAGAUGGCCGAGUUAUUAAAGAUACCUUACGUAUGAUUGUUGAGAUGAAUAGAGUUAAAAUUCAGAAUUUACAGCGAGAUGAUGGUGGAGUGUAUAUGUGUACAUUUAUAAAUACUGUAGGAGAAGUAGCACAGUUAAUAAAAUUAGUUGUAGAAGGUGGUCCAUAUAUUAUGCUGUCCCCAAGAAAUAUGACAGCCAUUUUGGGUCAGAGGAUACAGUUUUCGUGUGGUGCUGAGGCAUACCCAAAUAAUAUUACCUAUUACUGGUUUAAAGAUGGAAUAGACGUACGCACAUUAUCUGGUUUCGAGGCUGGAAGAAUAAGCAUAAGUACUGAUGGAAGUUUGUUAAUAUCUUCUGUUGUCAAGGGUGAUAUGGGAUGGUUUCUGUGUCGUCCUAGUAACGGUAUAGGGGAGGAUGAAGCUGCAGCAUUUUUAAAUGUAACAUACUUACCAAAAGUUUUACCAAUGCCAAGUCAAUUAACGUGGGCCCGCGGUUUUCGUGAAAAAAUAGAUUGUCCAGUAGAUGCUAAUCCACCUAUGACAGACACAAUUUGGACAAAAGAUGCUCAAAUAGUAGAUAGAAAUAAUAAUCGUAAUAUUUUACAUAAUGGAACACUGGUGGUGUUCAAUGCAUCAUCCGGGGAUUCUGGGAGUUAUAGCUGUACCCCCGUUAGUCUACUCGGUCGUGGUGAGACGUCACCUCAAGUACAAGUUUUCGUUCGAGAUCCACCAUAUUUUACUGUCCGUCCUCCAGCUUUAUAUUUAAAACAGACAGGUGAAACUGUAUCUAUGUUGUGUAAAGCAUCCGGUAAUCCAACACCAGUUGUAUCAUGGAAGAAGUCAAAAGGUCAGUUUGAAAGGAGUGAUAGAAUACAAAUAAAUGCUGGUAAUCUGACUAUAAGAAAUCUGGUAAAAGAAGAUCAUGGCUUUUAUGAAUGUAUGGCUACAAAUGAUAUAGCAACUAUAGUAGCUGUUACAGAAGUACGCAUAAUGAAUACAACUCCUCAUGCACCUGAUAAUGUUACCGUAGUAACCAGUUUGUUUUCUGCACGUGUUAGUUGGGAACCAGCCUAUGAUGGUGGAAGUCCACAAUAUUAUGUUUUAUGGUUUCGUUACCUAAGUAAUGACUGGAGCACAUGGCAGACGAUUCAAGUCCCUCAAAAUUCAAUGACCUUUACCCUGUAUGCCCUGAACCCUGACACCCUGUAUGAAUUCAUGGUUUUAUCAAGAAAUGAAUAUGGGGAUGGCAUGUACAGUGAACGAGUCCGAGCUAAAACUUUAGGGUAUGUAAGUGAUUUAGUAACAGCUCUACCAACAGAUCAAUAUGGUUCUACUUAUAUACCAGAUAUACAGGAAUCUAUAGGUCCUCGACCUAAUCCUCCUCGCAAUGUUACCAUAGCAAUGGAAGAAAAUGAGGUGACAGUUUCUUGGUUACCUCCCGCUAAUUCCAGCGUGCCUAUUUUAUAUUAUGUUGUUGAGUUCCGUACAGACGGCAAUUGGCAGAAAUAUGACGGCAUUGUGAUGGCGUCUGAUAGACUGUUAAUGAAGAUGAGUAAUUUAAAUCGAGGAACUUUGUAUGAAAUCCGUGUUUUAUCGUAUGGUGUAUUAGCGUAUAGUUUACCUAGUAAUAUAGUCACAUUUAAUACAACACCAGCUUCUCGGACAGGAAGAGGGAAUCCCGCAUCAUCAUCUGAACCGUUUCGCCUGCCAGAUGCUUUGAUUGGAGGAAUAGUUGGUGGGUUGUUGUUUUUACUUGUUGCCGUCCUAUUAGCAGUUAUAGCCGUGAUUCAUAGUAAACGUAAAGAACAAAAAGCUAAAGUUAAUCGCUACAACGAUGUAAAUUAUUCUAAAGCAGAUGAAACAGAUUUAGGAAUACAUCAAGCUCCGACAAAACGGGAUCAGUGGCAAUCAAAUGUUAGAAGAGACAUUAUAACAGGAAGUAACCAAGAAUCUGGAGUGUUUGUGUUACCAGGUACAGCCACGAUGGAUACCAGCAGGAACAGGGGUUCAUACUUACAUGAUCCUCGAUUCUACGAUCGUGAUCAGCGAACGUACAAUCCUACGCGAGGUUAUGGUGUGGCAGAUUGGGCAGAUCCUGUUGAUAUGCGCCAUUUAGCAGCAGACAGAUCUUUAUCAAGAGGAAGUGUCAAAAGUCGAGGACAGGUUCCCGAAUUUGAUACACCAGACGGACGUCGCCCCAGACCGUCGCUAGUGGAUAAUGUUGAUGUUUAUCCAUCUCCUGCUACUGCCUUCAGACCGGUAUCCAUCUCAAUGCAAAACCCCCCUUCUGGUCGACCAUCAAAUCAAGUUUAUGAAGGACCUUAUAACAGUUUCCAUAGUGAUGAGGAGGAUGAUGUCUUCUCUCCACGAGCUUUACCUGUAGCUGCUCCACGUCCUAACUAUCCGCGUCACAGUUCCAUGAAGCCAGCACAAAUGACCUACCUAACGGAAGAACCGCCAUUCUCUUUCAACGACAUGAGCUCUGUCAUGCCCUCAUUUUCCGAUAGAUCGCGCGAUCCCAUUCCUCGUUAUCCAUCUAGUCAGCUAGGCCCCCGAUAUCAAGAUCCGUCUCCUCAUAAUAUGGAUGGUCCAUCAUCCCCUUCCUUAAGCGAUCCUCAAGUAUCCUGGUUACCCCCUUCCCAGCAACCUCCUGCCCAUCCUCCUCCACAAGACGACCAGAAUAGUAGUAACAGUAGUGGACGACCUCUGGGUUAUACUCGCGAUCACCUCCAGGGGGUUGUAGACAGACUACGCAGCACUCCAAGAUCUCCAUAUUCUACUAGUCCUACACGUAACCAUGACGAUAAUGGUUUCUUAGAUCCAGCAAGAUCAACAUCACCUAGACCAGUUCCUACCGCUCGUGCCACAUCCCCGAUCUCAAGUUUCAAUAAACCUCGUGCUGCCCCGUAUUAUACGUCAGAUUUGGAACCGUAUGAUGAACGUGAUCACAGUAGAAGUCAGCCGCGGUUAUUCGCUCCGAAAAAUGUUCGACCGAGAGAUGAAAGUGUUCCAGAUUCCACAAGUAGUGGCAUCGGAAGUCGUAAUACAUCUCAAAGUACGGGUUCAUAUCCACAUCGAAUGGGGAAAGGCAGUCUAUCGUUUAGUUCUUUAUUGACACCUCAAGAAGAUCUCAGCCAGGACUCGUCGCCUUUUUUAGAUGGAAGUUCAAAUCACAGACGUGACACAUCUGGUGAUGAAAAUUACGAAUUUGAUUCGAUUAACGCGUUAGAAAACGACAUUUUAAAUGCUCUAAGGAACUAUUCUCAAUUAAGUGCUCCAGGGAAGGAUGUUACUAACCCUUACCCUAAACCUAGACGAUUAAAUCGUAGUCAUGACGAUAACGAACAGAGAUUUGAUAGGUUACGUGAGGAAUUUAAAAAAUACAGACAAAGACAGACUGAACCGUCGUUGAACACAAAUCCUGCACCUGUACAAUACGGUAUGGAUAGUGAAAUGUUGUGAUACAUCCAUCACCGAAAAAAAAAAACCUAACAAAAACAUUGUGCAUUUUAUCAUCGUGAUGUGUACUUUCCAUUCAUGCCAGAAAAGAGACUGGUAAAUGGAGCAUAACUCUUCAUCUUGUGCAUAAAUUCACCUUAUGAAAGAUGCGUAAAUGUGAAAAACUGUGCUUGAUUUGUGUAUUUGUUUUAACAUGCCGUGUUUCUUCAUCAUUUACGCAAAAUUCAUCCCAUUCAUUGUUACCGUUUUCUUUUUUUACUCUGGUGUAUAUUAUGUUAACACACUGUGAAUAUUGUUAUGAAAAACUGGUUAUUCAGGACCAAAAUAGAUACGGAUAUCCAGACAGAAUUCUAUGUAACUCAAGUGUAGAUUAGCUUAAUGUGUGUGCACAUUUAAUUGUGCCGUUUAAUUAUUACAUAUCACAUAAAUGAAUUUAUUAAAAUUAUAAUAAACGAUUUAUAUUUUUCUACAGAAGUAAAAAAUAAUUUAUGCGUUACCUAGGUAACGGUAUGGUAAUAACAUUGUUUAUAAUUGUUGUGAAAAAAAAUUGUUAGUGAAUUUUUGGGUUUAAUUUUAAACCUUAUUGUUUAUUUUCUUGUUUUAGGUUUAAAUUAUGACUAUUUUGUUUAUUUUGAUUUUUAGGACAAAAACCAAAUUCUAUUUUAAAUGGCCAUAGAGACUGUUCAAUUUGUGAUUUUAAGAAAAAUUUGUCGCUCAAAUUAUACAAAGUCACAAAUUUGAAGUUGAUUGUAAAAUAAAUUUUAAUGUCAUGCAUACAAACCUCAAUUUAAAAAAGAAAAUUUCAAUUUAAUGGAACACACUCAAAAAUAAAAUAUGAUAAACAUUUUACAAUGUUCUUAUUUCUCAUGAUAAUCUGAUAUGAAAUUAUUUACUAUUGACAGUCCAAAGUUAAAUAAAAUAAAUCAUUUCAUACUUUUUGAAUUAAAGCAUUUUAGUACUCUAGUGCAAUUUAACUUAAACAAUGCAAUUUAAAUAUAUGGCUGGUUUUCAUGUGAGUUGAUUUUUAGCAAGGUUAAUAAACACAAAUUGUGUUGAAAAGGAUGACUAUAUGUGUGGCAUAAAGAUCAAAUACCUCUGAAAUAUUUACUGGUGAUUUUUCUAAAUUCUGAUUUUUAAAAUAUCUUAAGUUUAUUUUAUUUUAUUUUUUUAAAAAUGGAUUAAUAUUGAAUAAAUUUGUUUUUUUCGUUUGAUAAAUGAAUUAAUAUUGAAUAAAUUUGUUUUUUUAUUAGAUAAAUGAAUUAAUAUUGAAUAAAUUUGUUAAGAAGAUAAGAAGACUUGUGUAUCUAUUUUCUAUGAAUUCUUCUAUGUAAAUAGUCACAUCGGGUUUUACAUGCAAUUUGAAUGAUCUGAGUGAAUGUUUAAUAUGAUUUUUAUAAAAGAAUGGUGUUUAAUUUACUGAUAAAUAAGAAAAUACCCAGAGAAGGAAAACUUGAAUUACCAUGGGAUGUUAUUAAGUCGAGUGGCGUGGUUUCGAUUCCCCGCUUGUACGUGACACUGCUAAAGACCCCUACGCUAAACAAAUUAUUGAAAUGAAAUUGAAUUCUAUGUUACUCCCAAAAUGACCAAGUUUGUGUUGGACGUUUACAUCUCUCCAUCCUGGUAAGAUUUAAUUGUUGACGAGUAUAUUAGACACCAUAUCUUUUAAUGGUAAAUGUGUCGAAUCACGUGAUAUUUUCAUAUGUUUAAAUGUUUUAAAAUGCUUUGUCAAAUAUGGUUGUAAUUAUUAGAGUUGUAAUUAGAUUAUUUAAUUUUCUUUAUGAAUAAGAAAAAAGAAAUCCACUGAUAAAUAUUAUAAAUGAACAUUAGAAUCUGCGUGUUAAAUAAAUUGCCAGUUAAUUAUUAUUAGUCAUUUUAUUUUUAAAACUGCAUUAAAGAUGCAUUAUGUAAGAGCUAAAUCUGUGUAUUGCAGGUCUCUCUUUUUCUGGCUUCAAAUCUUAUAUAAACUAGUAUUUAGACAUUUAUACACAUGACCGGCCUAUAAUCAACUCUCUAGGCAUCAGAUGGCCAAAAAAUUAAAUGGAUUAGAACACUCGCACCAUUUAAUAAUUUAAUGUUAAUAUGGAUAAUCAAGGCUCUGUUUAUUAUCGUAGCAAUGGUACUUGAUAAUCAACUCUAUUUAGGCUAUAUCUUGUCAAAACUUCAAACAUUCAUAACUUUGCGCCGAAUAAAGCAAUUUGACUGAAAUUUUCAAUACAUUUGUUUUUUCAUUAUCUAUUAUAGCAGGAACGGUCAGCUCUUUAUCUAAACCUUACAUAAUGCAUUUUUUAAGGGACUCGAGAAUAUAUUAUUAACCAAAUAUGGUCACAUUCCUCAUUCAUUCAUGUAUUCCAUCUUGUUUGCCAAAUAACUGCAACCUUAUCGUCACCAAGUAUUGUCAGACAAAACUUAAUAUCCUGCUCAAUUAAAGCAAUAUUUCAAAGAGCCCCAUGGGAAAUUUUAUCUUUGAGAAUUGAGUGUAUACCCUAAACUAUCUCCAUUUUGUACCAGUUAUUUUUAUGACAUUGAAGUCAGCAAUAGAAACCGAGAAAAAUAAUUAGUGCUAGAUUGUUUUUUAAAGACUUACGUUUUAGCUUAUUAAUAUAUAUAAUUAUACGUUUUAGCCAACGAUAUAUAGAAUUUUAUGUACCUGAGUUUAUUCAUAGUUACCACAUAUUGUUCCAAGAACUGUUGGGUAGCAUGAGUUUAACAGAAAAGUAUAAUAUUAAAUGAUAUUUUGAGCAACAGUAUUUUCAUCUUUAUUUUGUCUUAUUAUAUUUAUUCCAUAAUAUUCAAAACAGGGACCAUAAUUUUUGUAAACUGCUUUUUUGUAAUAUUUAUAUAUUUUGUGCUGGAUCCUCGACAAAUUUCAUUUAACAUUCAUAGUUUUAAUUUAAGGGUGUAUGAAAUUGGGAUAUCAGAUAACACAUGAAAUAAACAUUUUUCCUAAGAUUUUAAGCCAUGUAUUCUGAAGAUAAGUCUCUAUUAAUGAACAUCUGCUGGUGCAGAUUGUUGACAGUUGGGACCACAUUCUAGUUCAGGUAGUAACAGUGUGUGAAUAUAGCUUUAUUUAAGGUUUGCUUCCACCUAAGUGACAAGUGUGAAAUAGCUUUAUUUAAUGUCAGCUUCCACUGAAGUGAUAUCACCAACAAUGAUAAAUAGGGAGAUUUAAUAUUAGAUUAUGUUAAUACUUAUAAAACAUAAUAAUAUUUCUAUUAGAUACUAUUAAAAUAUAGGUGUGCCGUCAUUCUAUAAUGUUGGCGUACCAUUGUUUAAAAAAAUGUAUGGAUAACGUGCCAAUCGUAAAUUAUUGAAAUAUUGAACUCGCUUGAUGAUUUCAUUAAAAUGCACGUGCAGGAUAGUGUCUGUAUUUUAAGUUGUUUAAUAGUUUUGAUCAUGACAUUUCGUAAUAUAUUGAAACGAAACAACUAACAUCCUUGUGCUGUAUCAAUAUGUUACUUAAUGUCUCGCUCUCAACAAUUAUACAAUACAUAAUGUAGAAAAUAAGAGACAAGAGACAUUAAUACUUAGAUAAUAUUAAUACUUAUUGUAGAUUAUGGUUAAAAAAAAAUGGUAUAUUUUCAGUAAACACAAGAUUUAAAAAAAAUGACUUCAAGUGGUUUAUGAAAUGAUAUGAUGUGCAAGAAUACAGCAGCAGAUUAAUUAUUCUUUAGAACUUAUUAACAUAUUUCUAGAUAUACAUGCAUUGUCUCUCUAUAUAUAAUAAAGAUUCUGGUAGUUCCAGUUGACCAUUGGCACCAGUAAUUGAUGGUAAAUGUUCCACAGUAGGGUUAUAUUGCUUAGAAACUUAAGCUUUGAGUAUUCUAUUAUUUUCACAAUUUGUGUUCUGGAUAUGAUAAUGGCAAUUCCGAUGUUAAAAUGAUGAUGAGCGUAGAUAAUGCAUGUGCACCAGAUUAUAAUAAUUUGCUAUAGAGAGCUAUGUAUGUAUGAAAUGAUUAAAACAUGUAAACAAAUUAUAACAUUGUUUCCUCUUUUAUUACACAACUCUGGUAUGGUAUAAAGGGGGGCUUAUGUCGACCUUGCAACUGAAAGCAACUGGCGUUUCGGCAACUGGGAGCAACUGAAAGCAACUGAAAAAAGUCGACCUGAGCGCCUCUUACAACUCAAAGCAACUAGUUGCAGUCAGUUGCACAUGUUCAACUUGCUGCAUCUAGCAGCAACUAGUUGCAGUCUACAGCGCUCCGAAUUCAGUUGCUCCCAGUUGUCCUCAGUUGCUGAUAUGAUCGACAUAAGCACUCUUGCAACUGACUGUAACUAGUUCCUUUUGGUUGCAAAGUCGACAUAAGCCCCGCUUAAUGCUGAUUUAACACAAGUUUCUGUAUUUAAUGUGGAAUUUGGUGUAAGAGUAGGCCGCUGUCCAUUCAACAUAUCCUUCAUGGCACACUGUAUGGGAUAUGCCCGUCUUAAUUAGCCCAGUCAGAUCAGAACAGUAGGAUGUUAAAACCCCCGUUUCAUUAUGUAUUUAAUGUUUAGUUUCAAAACUUUCAAACCAUUGGAACCCCAAUAUUUUUUGAUGAUUCUCCACAAAUUUUAACAAUUUGCUAACAAUGAUUUGAGAGAGAAAUGGGGUUUAACGUCCACUCAACACAAACUAGGUCAUUUCGGGACUAACACAUGGUUCAAUCUUAUUUCAAUAAUUCGCUUUCAUUCCUUCGCUUUUUUUCUUUUUUUGGACCAUAUCUCGUAUAACAGUGUUGCCUCUUUUAUUCCACAUCGGUCAAAGUUAAGGGAGAGAUAUUUUUUCUGGAGUACACCUUGUAAAUCGUUCAAGAUAUCUGAAUAGAUCUUUGUAUACACAUGAAUCUAUUAUGGUAAUUAGACAUUGCUCAGAUUU
This is a messenger RNA of Patella vulgata (common limpet), 8967 nucleotides long. RefSeq names its product protein turtle homolog B. Gene Ontology annotation, cellular component: plasma membrane. Gene Ontology annotation, molecular function: protein binding. Gene Ontology annotation, biological process: cell-cell adhesion; axon guidance. The record is from RefSeq and is a predicted model, not a curated record. The transcript has 15 exons. Bases 141 to 4118 code for a protein of 1325 amino acids. NCBI's taxonomy places the organism in Eukaryota, Metazoa, Mollusca, Gastropoda, Patellidae.